AUGCUUUAUCAAUAGAUGGGCAGCAAUAGGAAUAAUCGUGUAGACUCUUCUUUUAGCAGUAAUUAGUCAGCUAAUGAUUAAUAGGAUGCAAAGCUUAUUUUUCAAUAUAUAAAUAAGUUGUCUCUAGAGAAGCUAAGAAACUUGCUAAAUGGUUUAGAACUGAGAAAGAGCUUGGAAAUAGUUAAUCUUCAAGAUGAAAAUGGUUACAGUGUUCUGCAUGCAGCAGCUUAUUAUAAUACUUUCAGAAUAGCUGAAUUUCUAGUGAAUUAUUUCAGGGAACGACUAGUAAAAUAUCUAAAGCAAAAGCAUCUUCAGAGAUAUAGUAAUCUCAACUCCUCAAAUCAAUCAAAUCUAUCACUUGAUCAUAAUGCUGCAUAGUCUAUUAAAAGAAGAGUUAAAGAUACGAUUAAAGAUUGGGUGAAUCUUCCGACUAGAGGAGAUGAAGGAUUUUUCCCUCUUCAUUUUGCUUCCUUUCAUGGGAAUGUAAGACUGAUUAAGUUCUUGGUUAAGUGUGGUGCAAAUGAAUAUGCGAGAAAUAAAUAAGGAAUUAAUAUGAUGCAUGUAGCAGCUUAAGGUGAUUAAGCUUUUUCACUAACUUUUUUUAAGAGUAAGAAUGUUCCUCUCACUGAGACUGAUGGAGAACAAUCGACUCCUCUUCAUUGGGCAUGCUUCGCAGGAUCUGAUACUGCAAUUUACUAUCUUUUAGCAUGGGGUGUAGAUGUUAAUGCUAGAGAUAAUCUUGGAAACACAGCACUUCAUUUAGCAAUAAAAUCAGCAGAAUCUUUUCCAAAUACUAGAGCAAUCAAGGAAUUACUAAUUAAGGGAGACAUUCCCUCGAAUGAAUGGGUGAUAUCAUGUUUGUCAUUCUUUGCCUUAACAAAUCUCUUCUUUGUCUUAACAUGGAGGACUAAUCCAGGUUACCUAUAAAAAUCACCAAAAGUUAGCUUUUUAAAACUAGUUGAAAAAUUUGAUCCAAAUAUGUUAUGUCCUACUUGUGAGAGAGAUUCGAUCAUCAUUGCUAAUGGAUCAACAAUUGUGUAGGAAUCAGGUAGAUUUUAUAUUAGACCUAAUUAUUUUUAUAGAAAUCAUUCCUAUUUCUACUUGUACAUUUUAUGCCUAGAAGUUUACAUGAUCAUCAUAGACAUCAUUGGCAUGAUAUAUAUUGAUACUGAGUUUAACGAAGCAUUUAUUGCUUCCCAAUCAUAGGACUCUCUUAUACCUUCAGUUUUUCAUAACAAGACUUAAGUUUAAAUUAGCUUCUAGAUAUCGCUAAUUUUGAGUAUAUCAAUGGCUACUUUCUUUCUGAUUCCAUUAAGUUUCUUGAUGGUUAUCUAAACUUAAAACUUCCUAUAUAAUCAAACAACAAACAAAAGAUUCAGUAGAUUCAAAAGAGCAACUGCAAAUGAUUAGGCAAUAGCAGAUAUAGCAAAUAUGAGAGAGUCAGAUGAAGAGUAAGAACUUGCAUUCCCAGAUAUAAAAGAGAAAAAAAGAACAGAAUCCGCUGCAAAUUUUUAAGAUCAAGAGACGAUUGGAAAUUUCAAAUCUAGUUCUCAAGUUUCUAGAAUACACCCUCUUGACUCUCCAAUAGGUUUUAACGUAAGAAGAAAUUAGGGCUUCUUAGGAUACAUAAGAAAUUGUAUGCAAAUGUGUUGCGGUAGAGGCUAAUUAAACUAGAAUGACAUUUACCAUAAAUAUCAUUCAGAAAGGCAUGGCGGAAGCUUGAAAAUAGAGAUUGAGAACUAAAAUACGCCUUCCUCCAAAAGUUCAAAAACAACUAAAAUUUUAUUCGAGUUUGAUGUAAAAUCAUCUGAAGCUUAACUACUUCAAAAAUUUGACUCAGCCGACCAUAAAACUUGA
This is a messenger RNA of Stylonychia lemnae, 1857 nucleotides long. The record is from the annotation of a GenBank genome assembly. Lineage: Eukaryota; Ciliophora; Spirotrichea; Sporadotrichida; Oxytrichidae.